Rhagoletis pomonella (apple maggot) is the source of this 752-nucleotide messenger RNA. RefSeq names its product homeobox protein rough-like. Lineage: Eukaryota; Metazoa; Arthropoda; Insecta; Diptera; Tephritidae. Gene Ontology annotation, molecular function: DNA-binding transcription factor activity, RNA polymerase II-specific; DNA binding. Gene Ontology annotation, biological process: regulation of DNA-templated transcription. The record is from RefSeq and is a predicted model, not a curated record.
CUUAGCACUGCCCUGGUCGCCGCUGCUGAGCUCUUUUGUGUAAAAAGCACUUCACUCAUUAACGUUUUUUUUUAUUUGCCGCAAUAGGCGCAGGCAGCGGAAGUAAAAGUCCCGAGGAUACGGGCAAGUCACAAAUAGUUUGCAGUUUGAAAACCGAAGUGCUUAAACGUUCAUUCCCAUCAGCUCAUUCAGUUUGAAAACCUCUAAUAGACCGGUUGUUGCAUUGUACGUCGGUCGGCGGUUAAGUGGCUAAUCCAUAUUCAAAUAGUUAAUGCUUCCGAUUAAUCAAAAUCAGCCGUUUUUAUCGUCCUAGCCGUCAACUUCGUAAUACUUACUAAAACUAACGCGAUGACAGAUGUGGCGCCAAGUGGUAAAACACCACAUAAUCGUCCAUCAUCACCGCGUCAAUUUUUCGAACGUCUUUACGGUCAUCUUGAAACAAAUGAAACUGUAUCGGAUAAUAAUGCCAGUGCCAAAAACUCGACGCAUAAUCACGACACACGUGAAAGUGAUAAAAAUUUUGUCACUGAGUUGAGUGCAACAAUCUGUGAUACCACUUAUCAAAGCGAUGAUGGUAGUAUGUCAUCGCCGGAAGUCUCUAUUAACGAUGAGAGAUUAUCGCAUGGCUGUUCUGCGUAUGACCCCUACAGUGUUCAUGACUAUAAUAAAGCCUGUUAUGACACAAGGACGGCGAUGCCAAAUAUUCCAUUUGGAUUUCCAAGUGAACCACAUUUCACUGCCGGUUUUACGGC